Messenger RNA from Chlorocebus sabaeus (green monkey), 1185 nucleotides. The record is from RefSeq and is a predicted model, not a curated record. NCBI's taxonomy places the organism in Eukaryota, Metazoa, Chordata, Mammalia, Primates, Cercopithecidae.
AUGAGUUCACCUGAUAAACUUGAUGGCAUCUACAUUCUAAAGCAUCUCCUGCCUAUCAGAGAUGAGAAUGAAAGCCUUAUUGGAACAAUCAGGCCUGUCUUUCAGAAUGUGCUCUGCAAAUUCAUUGACUUCCAAUUCCAAGAUUCAAAUUCAAGCCUCAGACCCAGGUUGGGCAAUGCUACUGCCAAUAAUACUUGCAUUGUUGAUGAUUCCUUCAAGUAUAAUCUGAAUGGUGCUGUCUACAGUGUUGUAUUCAUCUUGGGUCUGAUGCUUUUAACAAUGUCUCUGUUUGUCUUCUGUUUCGCAUGAAAAUGAAGUGAGACUGCUAUUUUUAUCACCAAUCUAGCCCUCUCUGAUUUGCUUUUUGUCUGUACCCUACCUUUUAAAUAUUUUUACAACUAGCCGCCCUGGCCUUUUGGUGACACCCUCUGCAAGAUCUCUGGAACUGCAUUCCUUACCAACAUCUAUGGCAGCAUGCUUUUUCUCACCUGUAUUAGUGUGGAUCGUUUCCUGGCCAUUGUCUAUCCUUCCGAUCUCAUUACUAUUAGGACUAGGAGGAAUUCUGCCAAAUGUGCUGGUGUCUGGAUCCUAGUCCUCAGUGGCGGUAUUUCAGCCUCUUUGUUUUCCACCACUAAUGUCAACAAUGCAACCACCUGCUUUGAAGGCUUCUCCAAACGUGUCUGGAAGACUUAUUUAUCGACCACAAUAUUUAUUGAAGUUGUUGGGUUUAUCAUUCCUCUGAUAUUGAAUGUCUCUUGCUCUUCUGUGGUGCUGAGAACUCUUCGCAAGCCUGCUACUCUAUCUCAAAUUGGUACCAAUAAGAAAAAAGUUCUGAAAAUGAUCACAGUACAUAUGGCAGUAUUCGUGGUAUGCUUUGUACCCUACAACUCUGUCCUCUUCCUGCUUGUCGUGGUGCGCUCCCAAGCUAUUACUAAUUGCUUUUUGGAAAGAUUACAGAUCAUGUACCGUACCUUGUGCCUUGCAACUCUGAACUGUUGUUUUGACCCUUUCAUCUAUUACUUCACGCUUGAGUCCUUUCAGAAGUCCUUCGUCAAUACCCACAUCAGAAUGGAGUCCCUGUGAACUGAAACACCUUUGACCACAAAGCCUUCCUUCAGCUAUUCAAGAGUAAGUGAUCAAACAACAAAUAAUGGUGGUGAAUUAAUGCUAGAAUCCACCUUUUAG